Molecule: messenger RNA, 1647 nt
Organism: Lineus longissimus
Lineage: Eukaryota; Metazoa; Nemertea; Pilidiophora; Heteronemertea; Lineidae
Product: tRNA dimethylallyltransferase-like
Exons: 10
Coding region: 2-1441 (479 amino acids)
Biological process (GO): tRNA modification
Cellular component (GO): mitochondrion
Molecular function (GO): tRNA dimethylallyltransferase activity
Source: RefSeq, a predicted model, not a curated record
CAUGAUGGCGGUCUCGUCAGCACAAAUUUUGAAGCACGUCCCAGUUGUUGUGGUUUUAGGUGCAACGGGGACAGGAAAAUCAAAGCUAGCGCUGAAUAUAGCUUCUAGAUUUAGUGCAGAAAUCAUAAGUGCGGAUUCCAUGCAGGUUUACAAGGGACUUGACAUCAUCACUAACAAGGUGACUCAGGAAGAGCAGGCUGAAUGUAUUCAUCACAUGAUUGGUUACAUUGAUCCACUUCAUCAGACGCACAAAGUUACCAACUUCAGAGAUAAAGCUCUUCCAAUAAUAGACAGCAUUUUAUCUCGGAACAAACUACCAAUCAUUGUCGGAGGGACUAAUUAUUACAUUGAGGCUCUUCUGUGGAAGUUCCUUGUAGAUAAACAGAAAGCCAGUCCACCCAGAACUCGAGACCGAAGUCCUUUAACAACAAGGUCAAGUCCAAUGGGAAACUCAGCCUCAUCAUCUGCCAACUCCCCAAGACAACCAAGUGAAGAAACAAGCGAGCAUGGUCGAAAUUUCGAUGGAGAAAGGGAUGACACUAAUAGCUCAACAGACUUUGCAUCAUUGGACAAUGAGGCGUUGCACCGUGAGCUUGAGAGGGUCGAUCCAGUUACAGCCCUGAGGUUACACCCGGCUGAUCGGCGGAAAGUUGUCAGGGCUCUUGAAGUGUAUCACCAGAAUGGCCAGCCUCUGAGUGAGAUUCUCUCCAAGCAACACGAAGACACCGGCGCGUCUGCUAUCAGUGGUCCAUUACGUUAUGACAACACCUGUAUAUUUUGGGUCCAGUGUGACCAAAAAGUAUUAGAGGAAAGACUCGAUGCUAGGGUUGAUGACAUGAUACGACGUGGGCUUGUAAAGGAACUGCUGGAUUUCCAUGAGGCUUACAACAGGCCUAGAGUUGCAGAUAACAAGGUGGCAGACUACACCUUGGGUAUAUUCCAGAGCAUCGGCUUCAAAGAGUUCCAUGACUACCUGAUUUUGCCUGAAGAGGAGAGAGGGACAGCUCACGCACAGAAAUUACUUCAGCAGGGUAUUGACCAGCUGAAGCUUGUGACAAGACAAUAUGCCAGGAAACAGCGCAAGUGGAUCAGGAACAGAUUCUUACGACGUCCAGGUAGCAGCGUGCCUCCAGUCUACGGAGUCGAUUCCACAAACCCUGAGAACUGGGAGAUUGAUGCCUUGAAACCUGCUUUAGAGAUCCUCUCUGCUAUUGUUAAGGGGGAGACUCCUUCAAUCCAACCACUGCCAUGUGAAGCCCCCAGGGAUGAACCAGAACAUCACAUCUGUGAUAUCUGUGGAGGGAGGAUAUUCGUUUCUAAGCUGGCAUGGGAGGCUCAUUUGAAUGGUAAGAAGCACAAGAACCUACUCCGAAAGAAGAGACAGUUAGAAAGGCAACAAGCUGAGGAUGCCAUUCAAAAGGGAAAUACUGAGGCAAGCUGAUGCUGAAAUCAACCAAAUCGGGAUGAAACUCGUGGACCGUAUUCAAACCUCACAAACACUUAGACAAUUCUCACUCAGUAUAAGACAAUUGCUGUGACAUAAAGGUGCUUUGGAUUUUGGACUGGACCCGGUUGCUCAGUCUGUGUUAGCAGUUACAUUGGCAUUCGUGACUUGUCAGAUACAUGUCAACUUUGUUUUGAACCAAG